AUGAGCGACGAAUAUCGCAGCUCGAUCUCUUCUCGUCCAGCUUUCAACCGCAACUCUACUACCACUAGCAAUUCUUUUGCCCCAGGUUCUGGUAAUCGUGUUGUAAAGAUCGUAACUGAAGUCUCAUCAUCAACCACUCAAUCAGGAUUGUCUCCUUUUGGUCAAAAUGCUGCUUCAACAAUUCGUGAUGCUCGUGAAAGAGAAAAAAAAGAAAUUAUGGAUCUUAAUGAUCGUUUAGCUUCGUAUAUCGAAAAGGUUCGCUUCUUGGAGGCCCAGAAUCGGAAGCUGCAAGCUGAUUUAGAUCGUCUUCAAGGCCGUUGGGGAAAGGGGACUUCAUCAAUCAAAAUCAUGUAUGAAUCAGAGAUCACAUCGGCUAAAAAAGUGAUUGGAGACACGGAGAGAUUGAAGGGCGAUGUGGAGAAGGAUAUUCGCAAAUUGCAAGAUGAACUCAAUGAGUAUCGUAGAAAAUUCGAAGAGGCUCAACGCGGUCGUGUGGGUGAUCGUCAGAUUAUCGAUGAUCUUCUCGUCAAAUUGUCAAAUAUUGAGGCUGAGAUUAACUUGUUGAAGCGCCGUAUCGCUCUUUUGGAGGAGGAGAUUAAAUUCUUGAAGAAAGAAAACAUGAGACUUGUGAGCGAAUUGCAAAGAGCUCGUACGGACCUCGAUCAAGAGACGCUUAAUCGUAUCGAUUAUCAAAACCAAGUGACGACUUUGCUUGAGGAAAUCGAUUUCAUCAAGAGAUCGCAAGAUCAAGAGAUUAAAGAGCUACAGGCAAUGGCUGCUCGUGACACAACCAAUGAGAAUCGUGAGUAUUUCAAGAAUGAACUCGCCUCAGCAAUUCGGGAUAUUCGAGCUGAAUACGAACAAAUGAUGAAUGCUAACAAAAAUGAUAUGGACUCUUGGUACAAAUUGAAAGUUCAAGAGAUUCAAACACAAUCAGCUCGUCAAAAUAUGGAACAUGGAUACGCGAAAGAAGAGGUGAAACGCCUUCGUGAACAACUCUCCGAUCUUCGGGGAAAGCUCACUGAUUUGGAGGGAAGGAAUGCUCUGUUGGAGAAUCAAAUCAAAGAGUUGAACUAUCAAUUGGAAGAUGAUCAGAGAUCAUAUGAAGCAGCGUUGAAUGACAAGGAUGCACAGAUUAGAAAGAUGAGAGAAGAAUGCCAGGCAUUGAUGGUCGAGUUGCAGAUGUUGUUGGAUACAAAGCAGACUCUGGAUGCCGAGAUCGCGAUCUACAGAAAAAUGUUGGAGGGAGAAGAGGGAGGACCUGGAUUGAAGCAAUUGGUUGAACAAGUUGUCCGCACCACUGGAAUCAAAGAAGACGCCGAUACUGAAACAAUGCGUGUAUUGAAGGGAGAGACCUCAUCUCGUACCUCGUACAGUCGAUCGGCUAAAGGAAACGUCUCGAUUCAGGAAACCUCUCCCGAAGGGAAAUUCAUCAUGUUGGAGAAUACUCAUCGCGCCAAAGAUGAGACGAUGGGUGGAUGGAAAUUGAAAAGAAAAAUCGAUGGAAAGAGAGAGAUCGUGUUCACCUUCCCACAAGAUUACAUUCUCAAAGCUGGACGUCAUGUUAAGAUUUGGGCUCGCGGUCAUGGCCAUUUCGCUCCACCCGAUCAAUUGGUGUUUGAUGGAGAUGAUACAUUCGGUGUUGGCUCAAAUGUUCAAACAAUCCUUUACAAUCAACAAGGAGAGGAACGUGCCACUCACAAUCAACGCCAAUCGUCUAACACAAGCAAU
Messenger RNA from Mesorhabditis belari, 1731 nucleotides. The record is from the annotation of a GenBank genome assembly. NCBI's taxonomy places the organism in Eukaryota, Metazoa, Nematoda, Chromadorea, Rhabditida, Rhabditidae.